GCAAUAGUUUCCGGAGACUUCGAAGGCGCUAACAGAUAAGGAUCCCUUAAGUGAAAAGGUAAUCAACUGCCCCUCCAUUGGACAUUUAACAUUUAACCCACCUUCAACCUUUAAACUUCCUAACCGGCGCAUUGAUCGGAGGGGCGAACUAAGUUCCCCAAAUAUUCCCAAAUACACCAUCAAAACAGCCAACUACUAGAUCAAUACGUACCCAUUUGCGCCUGCUUCUUGUUUUGUUUGUAACUAUACAAGGCCAGGUCUACAUAUAAACACGACACGAAAGUUCAAUCACUACAACUUCACAUAGAAAACAAUUCAUCGCGAACGACAAGAUGGGGUUGGUGAAGGAGAUUACUUCCCAGAACGAGUGGGAAACCUUCGUUGGAUCGCUUCCCAAAUCAACCCUCCUCAUCAUCUUCUUCCAUGCCCCCUGGGCCGCACCAUGCGCACAAAUGGCCAAGGUUAUCGAGACGCUCGCGAACGACUACUCUGCGAAUGGUGCGCCCCCCACGAGCUGGGUUUCUAUCAAUGCCGAGGAGCUCAGUGACGUAUCCGAGAUCUACGAUGUCGUCGCCGUGCCCUACGUCGUCCUACAACAAAACGACCAGGUCCUCGAUGCCGUCAGCGGUUCUAACGCUGCGGCGCUACGGAAGGUCAUCGAGACGCACGCUCCACUAAAGCCCGACGCGACCAACGGUAACAAACCAGAUACCACAGGGGAGGACUCCUUAAAUAAUGGCGGGGACGUGCUGAACCCUGAGGAGGAGCUUAACAAACGAUUAACAGGUCUGGUCAACGCGGCGCCUGUCAUGCUGUUCAUGAAGGGCACGCCUAGCGAGCCGAAAUGUGGAUUUUCGCGUCAGCUUGUUAACAUUCUCCGAGAGCGCAGCGUUAAGUACGGGUUCUUCAACAUCCUCGCAGACGACGAUGUUCGGCAAGGUCUUAAGAAAUUUGCGGACUGGCCGACAUACCCGCAGCUGUGGGUUUCGGGCGAGCUGGUCGGUGGUCUAGAUAUUGUCAAAGAGGAAUUGGAGAAGGAGCCCGAUUUCUUCAAGAAAUUCAGCGUUCCUAAAGGAUAUGGUGCUGCUGCUGCUUGAAUCCCACAUUGAGAUGAUGGAGGGACUACGUAGCUACUUACUACCUAUGAUCUAAGUGUAUGCCGAACAUUGCAUGCCAUGAAUGAUUACGACAGAUUCUAUCCGACACAGAUAUCGAAGUGGGUUGGGAACCUACGUCUCCAGGUGUGUACCCGGGUGGAUUUUGGGAUCUGAAAGCUUCUUUUAGUUGCUUCGACGUCUAUCUUAUGCGAUAUGUUCCAUUGUUUCUCUUCCAUGUGGAGCAAGGGGGUUAAUGAGGUCGAUAUGCUUAUGCCAAUGCUAUGACGAAUGAUCGUACAAGGGACCAUAGCUAGUGCCUCGACCUACAUACCAUAAUACGAAUGAAUUAAGCCAGUAAUCAUAUUUAUCAGUUAUCUCGAAA
This is a messenger RNA of Daldinia vernicosa, 1479 nucleotides long. RefSeq names its product glutaredoxin. Gene Ontology annotation, molecular function: 2 iron, 2 sulfur cluster binding. The record is from RefSeq and is a predicted model, not a curated record. Lineage: Eukaryota; Fungi; Ascomycota; Sordariomycetes; Xylariales; Hypoxylaceae. The coding region runs from base 333 to 1097 and encodes 254 amino acids. The transcript is spliced from 2 exons.